AUGCAAGAAGCGGUGCAGCUGCUGCUGAGCUGCAAGAACUGCCAUUAUGGUGGAGACAAUGGCAGUACCACACGGCACUCCUACCAGAGGCUUGGGUGCACCAUCUAUUUUGGCAUACAGGUGAUGGUUACGAUGGCAUGGAUGGGCGUGGUCUUUCUACCACUUCUGAAUCAUGGAAUCUCUACCACUGGAGAGGAACUGACAGCCAAAGAAUAUGCCCCACUGCCCAUUUGGUUGCCUUUCAAAGUGCACAGUUCACCUUCUUAUGAGUUCACAUAUGCUGUUCAAGUGUUAUGGCUGGCAUUUGUUGCAGAAACAUCUAUUUGUAUAGACUGCAUAUUUAUGAACCUAAUGCUAAUGAUUACAGCAGAGCUCCACAUCUUGAAUAGCACAUUAUCAACCCUGCAGAAGAACUCAUUUGUUAAUAAAGUUCCAGUGGUUUCUACAAAUGAAAUUACAGAAAACAUGUUGCCUUUCACUCACAGAAGAGGAAUCAAAUACAGUAAACAAAUAUAUGAAAAUCUGAUCCCUGUUGAAGGGACUGAAGAUAGCCCAUCUGAUACUUGUAAUUCCUACUACGCCAAUUCACAGGGAGAAAUAAAGCAGCGAAUGUACCAGCAACUACUAAAAAACAUACAGUAUCAUCAAACAGUUAUCAAGUGCACAGCAUCAGCACAAAAGGCAAUGAACUUUUCAGUGUUUGUACUGCUCUCCACUAACAUUAUAGAAAUAUGUAGUUCUAUAUUUAGCACAGCCGAGCUGCUGAAGAAUGAUAUGCCUGUAGCAGCAAUGAAGACACUUUGUAUGAUCCCAGUUAUCUUGUGCCAAAGUGGAAUGUACUGCUUUUUUGGCCAAAUGAUUGCUGAUGAGAGUGAGAAGUUGUUGCAGUCAGCCUACAACUGUGGCUGGUAUGAGUGUGAUAUUCGCUUCAGGAAUGUAUCAUUCAUCCUCAUGCUGAGAGUAACAAGUCCACUAAAGAUUACAGUUGGAAAAACAAUGUCACUGUCCAGGCAGACCUUCCUUCAGGUGCUGAAUGGAGCAUAUGCAUUACUCAACAUGGCUUACCAUGUCAACAAGUGAAAUAAAACAAGGGGGACAGGCUUACUACCGAAAAUGACUAUCAUUGUACUAUAUUUUUAAGAUGCUUUCCCAUUUUUGCAGAAAAAGUUCUUCUUUACAUGACUCUUAUCCAUACACCUAAGGAAAAAAUUUCAUAAAUGAAUGCUAAACAAAUUAAAGCUAUACAAUACUAUUUUAACAGACACAAAAUAUUAUGCUUCAAACACUGUAUAUUGCACUUGUUAAUUAUACGAAUGAGCUCCAGUUUUUGAUUUCUUACAUUACAGUGUAUUUCACUUACAGCAUUCCAAAACAGUGGUACUUACGCAUUAUACAUGGUUUCAAACAUUAUAAUUUUUUAAUGUAAGAUUAUGAAGAAGACAACAAUGUACAAAGCUGGAGACUCAAGUAACCACUAAGAAUUUUUCAUAAUACUGUCAUUAUUUCAUCCUUGAUUUUCCAUUGUUUGAUUUUACCUGAAUUUCAAAAUAUUGGUGGGCAUUUGCUGUUCUUUUCAUUGUAAACAAAUCUGAGGCCUCUUAGGGAAAAUCCACUCUGCAUUUGCCGAUACUUCUUCUGACACAGCUGCUAUGCUUCACU
Molecule: messenger RNA, 1659 nt
Organism: Schistocerca nitens (vagrant locust)
Lineage: Eukaryota; Metazoa; Arthropoda; Insecta; Orthoptera; Acrididae
Product: odorant receptor coreceptor-like
Exons: 6
Coding region: 1-1080 (359 amino acids)
Biological process (GO): sensory perception of smell; detection of chemical stimulus involved in sensory perception of smell
Cellular component (GO): plasma membrane
Molecular function (GO): olfactory receptor activity; odorant binding
Source: RefSeq, a predicted model, not a curated record